AUGCUCUUAUCACCGGGCUCCAGCAGGCGGCAGGAGCGUCGGCGAGAACAAAUCAGAGUAUCGCAACGCAACUUUAGAGAGCGGCAAAGGAACCGUAUUGCGGCCCUUGAGUCCCAGGUUAAUCGUUUAGAAGCAAUGAUACGCGCGGUGGAGCAUCUAAAUGACACGAAGGACAGUCCCACAUACGGCAGAGCACUGCGGUCGAUUACAAGACUUGUGGAAGGUCUUGAGCCAUCUAGUAUGCCUUCUGUGGUACAUCCUCGCUAUGAAUCUAUGCGGAGCAAAGUACAGCAACUCAAGCAACCUGCACCAUCGACAGGUCAGAGAUUUAUAGGUACAUCAAUUCAUGCGGCACUCAUUGAUCGGUUCGUCGAUUAUAUGUCUCCUUUUCGUAGUGUGCCACAAGCGAAACACCACUGGGUCAAUGACAACCAGCCGAGGCGCGCCUGGCGGACUGGUGCCGGGUUAAUGGGUUCGGAUUUCGUACACAAUGCAUACCUGGCAGCUGCUACGAGAUUCACAGGACAGGAACUAGAUGACCCAAGACUUACUCACGCUGCAGAUGGAUUAUACUCCUCUGUUUUAGGGCAACUCCAGAAGGCAAUUAUGGAUCCGAUUACGAGCAAAUCGGAUGAAGUCCUGGUAGUUACAAUAACGUGUCUGCUAUAUGAGGGUCGUCUUCGUCGCACCACACCGAACGCGGAAGCCCACGUCCGGGGUUCACUUGCUCUCUUUGCCCACCGUGGACCCGUAACUUGCGUUGCGGGAGUUGCACAUGACGUGUAUGUGGAAGGAAGAAUGUUUUGGGUAUGGUUUUCUGUCAUGAGGCGCUGCUCAACAAUUCUUUCGGAACAAGCUUGGAAACAUAUACCUUGGUCUUUGGACGUCGCCCGCAAGGACAUGAUGGACCAUCUCCUCGACAAUAUAGUUGACAUCUCAACUCUAUUAGCACUGAUAGAUGAGAGUUGCGCCGGGAAUUCAAACCGGGGAAACUCAGUGUUGUCGGCCCGCAUUCUCACUACCCUGAGGGAUAUCAGCCAGAACCUCCGCGCAUGGAAACAUUCCUGGAUGGGGCCCAAGCACGGCAAUGUCUCCGAGAAACCAGUACCUGCUGGGUUUGCUCCAGUUUUCGAAUAUGUCAACAGCAAUACCGGCAAUCUGGUCCGCCCAACCAUCUUCAUGUUCAAUGAUGCAGUUGCUUUCCAGGCUUCGUGCCAUUACUACGCUGCUCUCUUGAUCGUGUCCAUGGUCCAGCGAAAACUAUUCGUCAAGGACAUAGCAAAACGCUCCGGUGACCUUGACUUCGCUAUACUUCGCCUUCGCAACCUGAGUCCCGAAGCAAUUAUUGAGCCCGGCGUGCUUAACGGUGGUCCGUCGCAUGGCUGUCCGAUGGGCACAAAUGGAUUGCGGUCAAGAACUACAAUUCCAGAGAGGCUCAUCAAGCCUUGGAAGCUACCGCCGCGCAAGAGUUAUAUUUUCACGCACGCAAAUGUUAUAGAUGCGUCUACCGGCAAGAUACUCCCUGAUACCACGGUGAAGAUCUCUAAUGGCACCAUCGAAGCAGUGUGUAGCGCCGAUGAACUACCUGCCGUUGGUGAUAGUGAGACCGUCAUGACUAUCAACGCCUCCGGGAAAUACCUCUCCCCUGGUCUCAUCGAUGCCCACGUUCACCUCACAGCCGUCCCCGGAUCCGCAUCCCUCGAUGGCUCCAUGGGCGACGAUGCCACGAUCUCACAUCUAAGACAGCCAUUUGUAGCAGGUCAAAGUCUGCGCCGUGGGUUCACGACUCUCCGCGACUGUGGCGGCGCUACUCUGGCACUCAAAGAGGCCAUAGCGGACUCUGUCUUCCCCGGACCACGUCUCUUCAUCGCCAAUCGCGCUUUGUCGCAGACCGGUGGCCAUGGCGACCGCCGUGGUACGCAUGAUCACACCCAACCGUGUUGUGGCGGUGAACGCGCCGGGCUGUCAAUGGUCUGUGACGGCGUGCCAGACUGCAUCCGCGCUGCGCGUGAGCAGCUGCGCACUGGUGCUGAUUUCAUCAAAAUCAUGGUUGGGGGCGGAGUGGCUUCGCCCACUGACAAGCUUUCCAAUACUCAGUUUACUUCUGCUGAGAUACAGGCCAUCGUUGAGGUGGCGGAAAGUUACGGCACGUAUGUGACUGCUCAUGCGUACACACCAAGAGCGAUCCGACACGCAAUUUCUAAUGGCGUGCGGGGGAUCGAACAUGGAAACUUCAUCGAUGAGGAUACAGCCCGGCUGAUGAAAGAAAGGGGAGCUUGGUUGACGCCGACGCUAGUGACCUACGCUGCGAUGGCAGACAACAAAUACGCGGGGUUUCUGCCUCCUGGUAAUGCUGCCAAGAAUGUCGAGGUGUUAGAAAAAGGGCUAGAAAGCCUCAGGACUGCGACACGUGCCGGUGUCAAGAUAUGCUACGGCAGUGAUCUCCUAGGACCCUUGACGUCAGAGCAACUCGGGGAGUUUAAAAUUCGAAGACGAGCGUUGAGCGAUGCGGAGAUAUUGAAGGCUGCGACUGUGAACCCAGCCGAGAUGAUUGGCCAGAAAGACUUUUUGGGCCAGAUCCGCGAAGGGUAUGCUGCUGAUCUCCUUGUGAUGGGCGCUAAUCCUUUGGAUGAUGUCUCCGUGUUCGACCAACCAGAGAAGAACUUGCUGGCCGUUAUCAAAGAUGGUAGAGUUUACGAUAGUCGGUGGAGUCGACUACCAGUGGAUGUCAAAGACGAGGUGAAUUUCAUAGAGUAG
Messenger RNA from Neoarthrinium moseri, 2757 nucleotides. RefSeq lists its product as uncharacterized. Gene Ontology annotation, biological process: regulation of DNA-templated transcription. Gene Ontology annotation, molecular function: hydrolase activity, acting on carbon-nitrogen (but not peptide) bonds; DNA-binding transcription factor activity. Bases 1 to 2757 code for a protein of 918 amino acids. The record is from RefSeq and is a predicted model, not a curated record. Lineage: Eukaryota; Fungi; Ascomycota; Sordariomycetes; Amphisphaeriales; Apiosporaceae. The transcript is spliced from 6 exons.